GGAAGCCCCCGCCUGGCUGCGGAUUGGCCACAGUGGAUGGCUUGAAAUGUGGCUGAGCGCUUCGGACACCUCAGACGGACGGUGGCCACCCCAAGACGCGCCCCAGCCCGCCAUGGCCCGGAUCCUCCGGGCAUCCUGCCUUCUGUCCCUGCUCCUGGCCGGGUUUGUUCCGCCGGGCCGGGGACAAGAGAAGUCUAAGACAGACUGCCAUGGCGGUAUGAGUGGUACCAUCUACGAGUAUGGAGCCCUCACCAUCGAUGGGGAGGAAUACAUUCCUUUUAAGCAGUAUGCAGGCAAAUAUAUCCUCUUUGUCAACGUAGCCAGCUACUGAGGUCUGACAGACCAAUACCUUGGGUUUCUGGGUAGCCCUGGCUGUCCUCAGACUUGCUCUGUGGACCAAGAUGGCCUCAAACUCAGGUCUGCUUGCCUCCUAAAUGCUGAGAUCAAAGAACUGAAUGCACUACAAGAAGAACUUGGGCCAUUUGGCUUGGUCAUUCUGGGCUUCCCUUCCAACCAAUUUGGCAAACAGGAGCCAGGCGAGAACUCGGAGAUACUCCCCAGUCUCAAGUAUGUUCGACCAGGUGGGGGCUUUGUGCCUAAUUUCCAGCUCUUUGAGAAAGGAGAUGUGAACGGGGAGAAAGAGCAGAAAUUCUACACUUUCCUGAAGAACUCCUGCCCUCCCACUGCAGAACUCCUGGGCUCACCUGGCCGCCUCUUUUGGGAACCCAUGAAGAUCCAUGACAUCCGCUGGAACUUUGAGAAGUUCCUGGUGGGGCCAGAUGGCAUACCGGUUAUGCGCUGGUACCACCGGACCACAGUCAGCAACGUCAAGAUGGACAUCCUGUCUUACAUGAGGCGGCAGGCAGCCCUGAGCGCCAGGGGGAAGUAACUGAUGCCCCCACCCUACCCCUACCCCCUGCCCAUCAUGCAAGGGCCGAGGAGGGGCUCUUCAGGAAGGAAGCCACAUUCCCAGUCAUUCUACCCCCACCCCAGAUUCUCUUUCUUAUUACAUAAAAGACAAGCCUGGCACAACUGUGUGUCUGAACCACUGUGGACACGUGACAAUUGUCCCAGUGUGUGCAUGGCUACACAGCCACGUAUCUGCCUGCUUGAAACCCAGGGAUGGUCCAUCUGUGUUUACGGCUUGGCACAACACCCUCAUAUUUUUUUCAGCUUUCUGUUCCAAAUGAGCCCAAAGGAAACACAAGUUCUAGGUCCAAUGGUUCUGCUCAAACCUGAACAUCAUUCUUGGGGCCAGCAUCUCCCACAUGCCCACACUACACACCACCAGCCUCCUUCUUCCUUCCUGAAGGACCCUCCUGAGCCCCCAAGCCCAUCCCACAGUGCUCCUGAGACCAGCCAAGACAACUGUGAGCGCGAUGGCCGUGUACCCCAGGUCAGGGGUGGUGUCUCUAUGAAGGAGGGGCCCGAAGCCCUUGUGGGCGGGCCUCCCCUGAGCCCGUCUGUGGUGCCAGCCCUUAGUGCAUUCAGGCUUAGGCUCCCAGGCAGGGACACUACCCCCGCGCCUCUGGAGGACAUGCUAUCCUCUCACUCUGUCCACUGGUAUCUCAACACCCCCAUCUGCCCAGUAAAGGUCUUUCUGCAGCAGUUCAGCCUA
Mus musculus (house mouse) is the source of this 1618-nucleotide messenger RNA. It is a transcript of the gene Gpx3, whose product is annotated as glutathione peroxidase 3. The record is from RefSeq and is marked reviewed. Gene Ontology annotation, molecular function: glutathione peroxidase activity; selenium binding; identical protein binding. The transcript is spliced from 6 exons. NCBI's taxonomy places the organism in Eukaryota, Metazoa, Chordata, Mammalia, Rodentia, Muridae. Gene Ontology annotation, biological process: response to oxidative stress; cellular oxidant detoxification. Gene Ontology annotation, cellular component: extracellular region.